Punica granatum (pomegranate) is the source of this 1862-nucleotide messenger RNA. NCBI's taxonomy places the organism in Eukaryota, Viridiplantae, Streptophyta, Magnoliopsida, Myrtales, Lythraceae. The record is from RefSeq and is a predicted model, not a curated record.
GAAAUAUCUCAUUCUGUAUUUUGCACAGAUCCGCCGCUCCUGUCACUCGAGAAACCAACGUCCCCCUUUUUUUUUUUGUCUUUUUUCUUCUUUUUUUUUUCCGCUGUUAUCCGUCACGGAACGGAUACCGUUAUCUCGAACGCAACGGGACAGGAGACGGAGACAUGGAACGGGCAGCGGAUUUGCUUCCAGCGGAUUUGUCUUGCCGUUGGAAUACUCCCUCCCCUCCUCCCUCUGUUUUUCCCGCCACUCACAUCGCUUUACUCAGUCUUGGCUUCACCGAACAAAAUCUGCUGUCUGAACUUUCCCAUCAUCCGUCGUUAGUUUUCUCGCUCUAAUCGUCCCUUAAAGGAGCUUCCCACUUUCCCUGAAUCGGCCAUCAUACCUAUUCGCUUUCGACCGUAUCAAGACCAUUUCAAGUGUUCUUCGUCUCGAUAAUGGAAGCUUCUGGCCUGCUGGGUGUGAAUAAGGUGAUACAUUCUUCGUUACAGCUAAAACCGGAUGGCUUUGGAGCCCGGGAUCGAGUCAGUCCUUCUAGGACUGCUGUGCAGCUGAGCAAUUCCUCCCGGAAAUUGAGGGUGGUCUCGGAGUACGACGAGCAGAAGCAGAGCACGAAAGACAAAUGGAGGGGGCUGGCUUUCGAUGCUUCUGAUGACCAGCAGGACAUCACCAGAGGGAAAGGGAUGGUGGACACCCUCUUCCAAGCUCCGGCGGGGUCCGGGACCCACUAUGCCGUCAUGAGCUCCUACGAUUAUACAAGCGCGGGUCUCCGCCACUAUGAAUUUGACAACAAUGUGGAUGGAUUGUACAUUGCUCCGGCAUUCAUGGAUAAAGUUGUUAUCCACAUGACAAAGAACUUCUUAAACCUCCCGAACAUCAAGGUUCCUCUCAUCUUGGGUGUUUGGGGUGGCAAAGGCCAGGGGAAGUCAUUCCAAUGUGAACUCGUCUUUGCCAAAAUGGGAAUCAGUCCCAUUACGAUGAGUGCUGGAGAACUGGAGAGUGGGAAUGCCGGUGAGCCCGCGAAGUUGAUCAGGCAGAGGUACCGUGAGGCAGCCGACAUCAUAAGGAAAGGCAAGAUGUGCUGCCUCUUCAUAAACGAUCUAGAUGCUGGGGCAGGGAGACUCGGUGGGACCACCCAGUACACCGUCAACAAUCAAAUGGUGAAUGCCACCCUCAUGAACAUAGCCGACAACCCAACUGACGUUCAGCUCCCUGGCAUGUACAAUAAGCAGGAGAACCCUCGCGUCCCGAUCAUAGUCACUGGUAAUGAUUUCUCGACGCUGUAUGCCCCUUUGAUUCGUGAUGGAAGGAUGGAGAAGUUCUACUGGGCUCCUACUCGGGAAGACAGGAUUGGCGUGUGUAUGGGCAUCUUUCGCACUGAUGGUGCUCCGAGGGAAGACAUAGUCAAGCUCGUCGACACCUUCUACGGACAAUCCAUUGAUUUUUUUGGUGCGAUUAGAGCAAGAUUGUAUGAUGAAGAAGUGAGGAAAUGGGUCUCAGAGAUUGGAGUGGAGAACGUUGGCAAGAGGCUUGUGAACUCCAAAGAGGGACCCCCCACUUUCAAGCAGCCUGGAGUAACUAUCAAGAGGCUCCUCGAGUACGGCUACAUGCUCGUCCAAGAGCAGGAAAACGUGAAGAGGGUCCAGUUAGCUGAGAAGUACUUAAAAGAAGCUGCACUCGGCGAUGCAAAUGAAGAUGAUAUUAGACAUGGAAAUUUCCUUAGCUAGCCCCUUUAUCCAGAUCGCGAAACUGAAGUUGUGAAUAAAUGAUCACGAGAUUCUUUGUAUGCAGUAACAAUCACAAAGAUGGUAUGUUUGGCAUAAAUAAUUGAUGCUUUGCAGGACUAAUGUACUCAGGUUAUC